UAAAGAUGCUUCAACUGCCGUUCCACUGUGACUUUAACAUUAAGUUGUAAUGUACUCCAUGGCAAACUUUGGCCACACCUAGAUCCUGUCCCAUUUCAACAAAAAAAAUAACACAAGAAACAGGCUUUUUUUCUCCCUCUUCUGGUGCGUUUGUUUGUGUGACGGCGCGUCCCGGCGGUGUAACCGGAGAGGGGCCUCAGAGAGGGAAUGCAGGACUGCAAUGGAGCACAAUGCAAUACAGUGGUUGGGUGCCCCCUCCUGCCAGCGAGGCAGCUACGCCUUCUAUAAGGCCGUGAGCAGCAGAGCCCAACCCGAUGGGCCCGCCAAGGUGUGGAAGCUCGGGGAGUUUUACCUCAUCCGCUGUGGGCCGCAGGACCCCGAAUGCAUCGCAGAGGUGACCUUACUGUGGGAGGACCAGGCACGACGCCACCUGCUGGCCAGCGCCCGACUCUACUUCCUGCCUGAGGACACGCCGACGGGGCGGACCAGGGAGCACGGAGAGGAUGAGGUUCUUGCGGUGUCCAGGAAGAUGGUGGUGCGGGUGGAGGACCUGGUGCGGUGGGCGGGUGCAGAGUCGGCGGCUUGGAGCAGCGGCAUGAAGCCGGCGCCCUGCGGCACCGACGGCAGCAGCGAGCGCCUCGGAGACAAACCCGAGAGCGACCCGGCGAAGCGCCAGGGCAUCCGGGUGCUCAGCUACCCGCAGUACUGCCGCUUCCGCUCCCUGCAGAGACGCAUCCAGCACGGAGCCAGGGGCCCGGUGCUGCAGGACCCCCACCUGCUGGCCCUGGGGGGCGUGAAGGCGCUGCCCCACACCCGGCUGAUGUACUGCAGGGACACCUUCAACCACCCAACGCUGGAGAGCUCCAGCUUCUCCUGGCAGUUCAGAUGUCCGUCUCUCAGUCUUCGAGGGCGACCUCGCAAGAGGAGAGGCCGGGACGGCAAAGACUCCAACUCCAGUCAAUCGGAGUCCUGGAUUGACAGGAUGAAGGAAAACGUGAUGGGCAGUGUGGAGGUUGGCUGUGAGGGCAGCUGGCUCCCCGACCCCGAAGAGCAGCUGUUCCUGGACCAGCUCUUCGCCUUCAUGGAGCGCCUCGGCUCGCCCAUCAACAAAGUCCCCAACCUCGGCUUCAAGAAGAUUGACCUCUUCCUCAUGUACUCUGUGGUCAAGCGGCUUGGUGGCUACAAAAGGGUGACGUUGGACCGUCUCUGGAAGAUAGUCUAUAACGAGCUGGGAGGAUGCCCCGGCAGCACCAGUGCUGCUACCUGCACCCGGAGACACUACGAAAGGCUGAUGCUUCCUUACGAAGAGCACCUCGGAGCAGGAGGAGCAGGAGAAGCAGGAGAAGCCGAAUUCAAAAUCCCUGAAUCCCCGACGCCUCUGAAGCCCCGAGGGAUUCGAGGAAGGAAACCACUUCAGAGAGGCAGGAAACCAGGACUCAAAUCCAAGGACAAGAAGGUGCCCCCCCCUGCUGCUAUGGUGAACCCAGCUGGCGGCGCGGCGGUGAAGAGAGGCCGAGGCCGGCCGCCGGGAACGCGCAACAAGGCCACGCUGAUCGCUCAGGCCAAGCUGGUGGCUCAGCAGCAGGCCAAAGCCAAAGCAGCAGGAUCAUCAUCAGCAGCAGCAUCAUCAGCAGGAGAGUCCACGCAGCAGAGUCCUCUGCUUCCAGCCCGGAGGGAAGGAGCACCGACGGCCAGCAGCGCGCACAGGCCCGUCCACCAGGCCGUCCUCCCUGCCAACAUGCCCCUCACCCCCGACCUCUCCCCCAUGUCCGCCCCCUUCCUCCCCUUCCUGCCCAAACCGAAGGAGCUGAAGCCGGACCGAGGGGAGCCCGCGGCCGCCGCACCGGGUGUGCUCCUCUCCACUCUGCCCCGUCACUUUGUGGGUGGGUCCCUGGGGGGCUUCAGCCCCAUCAAAGGGGUCUGUCCUCUGGACGUCUUAAGGAACCGCGGCAGCCUGCAGAGGGGCCCGGAGAGCCCGGCCUCGACGCCUCAGGACCCGACCGGCUACACACUCCAGCCCAAAAGCGGAAGCCCGGACACGCCUCAUCCCGGCGGGGACCAGCUUCAGCCGCUGCUCCACCUGCAGCACAACCACUGCUCGGGGUGCAACGGGGACGAGGCGGCCCAGAGAGGGGGCAUUCGGGACGCUAGGAACCGGCCCCCUCUGCCCCCUCUCCGGGUCCUGCCCUUGAACCUGGACUGCAGCGUUCAGGUGUGCCAGCUGAUGAGGACUCGCCUGGGCUCGUCUCAGUUCCAGACCUUCACGCGGCGACUGUCCGAGGCCCUGUCCCAGGACCUGAGCACCAAGCCCCCCUGUUCCCCUAUCACCCCUCCCCCCGAGCAGGCGUUGCCCCUCAACCUCAGCAAACGCUUAACGGCAAAGAGGGCCGGCCCAGAGGGGACGGAGACCGGCUCGGCAGCGAUCGGCGGCGGCGCAGAUCAACCGCCAUCCAAGAGGCCCAGAACCGGCUGCACGGAGCAAGCCGAGGGCUUCGGCCCGGGGGGGCGGUCCAGCUCCGGAGGGAGUGACGGGGGAGGAGAGCGGGACAACGAGACGGAGAGCCAGGAGGAACCCGCGGACCUGAGCUCCCCGAGCCGGAUCAGGGCCUUCCUGCUCGGGCUGCCACCCUUCCAGGUGAAAUUCGAGGACGAUCUGAACGGGACGAGGUUUGGGAGGUUUCUACCGGCGGCGCCUCAGUCCGAAACCCAGAGGACCGAGACGGAGACCGCAGAGGGCGGCGUGGCGUUAAAGAAAGAAGCAAAGGAGGAGGUGGAAAUAGAGCGGCGUGAAACGGAGAGAAGCAACAAACUGCAGGAGGAGAAGGACGCCGCCCACCUCUCUGGUCCCGGUCCAGCUGAGCUGAAGAGAGCCGGGCCCUGCAGCGCUGACACGCACUGUUUUUAGCGUUCUUCCCUCGCGGAUGUGAGCAUUUUGUGAUCAGACAACCGUAGGGUAAAUUGGGGGAUUUGAGAACCGUUUGAACCCAAAACGUCUCUUUGUCCCCCAUCUUUUGUCUCCUUGCUCUCCGUUUUUUUUCACGUCGUUGAUUGAACUUUGCGGAGGAGCGACAACAGCGAGGCUCAUGACAAUCACACAUUGGUGUCUUUUUUUUUUUCUUCUGUUUCCUUUCUGUCUCUUUAAGGUAAAAAAGAAACAGGAGGAGUGAGACUGUGACUCUUAAACAAACACUGCCAUAACCCUCCAUAACACUAUUAACUCCACCAGUCGAUGUUUUGCUGGAAUAUUGAAUGGGAUCCAUAUUACUUAAAAUGAACAUCUAUUCUAUCUAUGCGUGAUGCUAUGCAUCAAGACUUCAUAAAUUAGCAUAUAGAGUGUACUGUAGUUUGACUAGUUUUUAAAUUGUACGUCUGUAGAGAAAUGGUUAUUUUCUAAAUCGCUUCUCAGUCUUCACAUCAUAGCUCGUUAAGUGAAGCUUUUCUGUAGUCCUGCUCGUUAGAUGAAAUUAUAUAAACUUACACGUAUGUGCCUUAAAUGGCCGGCGACAUGUUUCACCGCCGGCUUCUAAUCCAUUGGGUUGAAGAGAUACCUUGAUGUGGCACCUGUUGGGUUUCCCUUCAUCCUCAGUAGGUCUCCAAAGCUCACCUGAGAUUCUACUUCUUGUAAGAGAUGAGACAACAACUUUUAACAAAAGAAGCCAAAGUCAUCGAAAUGUUUAACUGUCGUCUUAAUACUAGCAGCUGUACUCGUCUUAAUUAAACUGGUAGAAAAACAAUAGAAGUCUUUCCCGAAGACAACGGUUCGAUGCCCAGCCCUGCUGUUCAGGCCGCCUCCAUCGCUACCGCUUCUCCGUCGCUACCGCUUCUCCGUCGCUACCGCUUCUCCGUCGCUACCGCUUCUCCGUCGCUACCGCUUCUCUGUAGCUACCGCUUCUCCGUCGCUACCGCUUCUCCGUCGCUACCGCUUCUCCGUCGCUACCGCUACCCCUUCUCCAUCGCUACCGCUUCUCCAUCGCUACCCCUUCUCCAUCGCUACCCCUUCUCCAUCGCUACCCCUUCUCCAUCGCUACCGCUUCUCCAUCACUACCGCCCUGUUCACCCCAUCAGAAAUCCGCACAGGGAGAUCAAACAUUCAGACUACCUCACGUUUUUUUUUUUUCUUUUUCAAAAAUUUACAAUUAUUUUUUCUCAAAUCCUGAGAGACUCAGUCAACACUUACCACCGUACUUUGAUCUCUUCAGGGACGAAAGUGCCUAAAAAGAAAUAGUCAGAGAGAAAUAACCACGAAUAGCUUUAAACCAGAUUAAAAAGAUCAAAAUACGGUGGAAACAUUUAAAUCUGAUUUUGGUGUGUUUUGUUGUGCCGAGCCGGGCUUUAUCCGCUCUUUAUGCUAAGCUAGGCUAAGCUACGCUACGCUAGAAUGCAAACGACCUGCUGCAUCCACAUGAAUACAUCCACAUACGUGUUUAGAAAGUCAAACCGCAAGCAUUCACCAAAGAACUAGGCGAACCCAGCCGGCUUCCUCCUCGUCUUCAUCUAAAGUGCCAACGCAGAACGCAGACGCCAUCAAGGUAUCCCUUUAACAGCCUCCUCCCACUCGCCUCUGUUGGUUUUGGAUUUGCACACCUGCUGUACCCACGCGCUUCAUUCGCUUCUCCAUAUCUAUGUUUGCCAUGUUUUUACUUGAUUUCUCUGCCAAGGUUUUUUUUUUUUUUUUUUUUUUUUUGUAUUAUUUCACUAGUGGAAUCAACUACGACACCAAAAUUAACUGGUGCUGUUUCUUGUCAGCUGUGUAGCCGUGUUGUUGUUGUCGUUCUUUUUUUUUUUAACGGUUAAAGCUGCAGAUUCUUUUCAUCUCAGCGAGUCUUGACUUGUCUCAAAAUGCCUUUUUCCUGCUUCUGCAACCAGUUCAAAUAUUUCUCACCGGUUUAUUUGUGUUUUGAGUUUUAAGAAAAAAAAAAUAUUUUAAAGAACUCAAUGAAUUCCUUGUAAUGGAAAUAUUUGCAGUUUUAUUCAGAUUUAUAAAGACAUGUGUACUUGGUAGAUUGUCGCUGCAGAGGCACCAAAGCACAUGAAACUCCACCAGGGAUCCCCACACCUCCUGUAGCAAAGGGGAGAGCUGUCAAUAAUGUCUCAGCAUGUUGUUGGUCGUCAUUUUAAUAAGUAACAAGAGGAAUCCGGAUCGAUCCAGCUCACAUCGAGUCUUAUAUAUUUUGGGUCUACCUCCUGCUCCUAAUAUUAAGAUGACGGGGCCUCCGUGUGUCUUUUAAGGGAAACCGUUUGGUCACCUGUUCGAUUCCGCCCCGCGCUGCCACACUCUGCCACUGGGUGGCAGUAAUGUGCCACCAGCGGGGUUUGUGCCACAGGGCUCUUGUGUGUGUGUGCAGUAGUAGGCCAGUUAGCCGGGCAUGCUAACGUUUGUAGCUUACAAUAAGCACACUGUUUAAUGCAGCCCCCCCUGUUUAAUGAAGUGUCCUUUGCGUAUUCGGUAGUAGUCGUCACAUGGGGGACGAUUUUGCAGAAAUAAAGAUGAUAAAACACUUAAUAGGCCAACGGAAAGUUUCCCGCAUAUAUAUAUAUAUAUAAAAAAAAAAGAGGUCAGGAGAAGUUCUUGGUGGUUUUUGUUUUUUGGACCGAGAUCAUUGGGGGAGACGCCCCAGCUAUGAAACCACAAAGCUUUCUCCCACAGUAGUUGUAUGAACACUUUUUUUUUUUUUCAACCAAAUACUCCAUUUAAAUCCUUUCUGUGUGCAAAUUACCGAGUGCAACAGGUAUGAUGUGUUUGUGACAAAGUGGCCCCCGGGCACCGUUCAGUGUGACCUUUGAACUUAUUUCCUUCAGACAAACUCCCAGUUUGCAGACAGACUCUCCUGAACCCGCCCCCCCCCCCUCUCAUGUUUGUCAUUUUUUAUGUUUAAGACAGGCCUCCAACACCUGUGUGUCAUUCUUCUAGUCCCAUAGUUUUUCCUCUUUGGCUUUUAAGUUUGUAAAGGUUUCUUUUCUCCUUUUUCCUUCGGUAAAGUUAACGAUUUGAAUUGUUUACAUUUUGUUAUGCAUGUUCAAACAGUUUGUUAUAUCCAGUGUUUUUGCAUACUGCGUCGGCAUCGGUCUCGAGCGGCGCUACUUAAAAAAAAAAAAAAAAACUAUAAAAAACAAACAAACAACAAAGUGCCUGAUAGUUGGUGGUGGGAUUUGUCAGCCAAUGAACUGGACCCGGCCAGUCAUGUGACUCAUCCGGUCAUGUGACGCAUCCGGUGAGCGACCGUCACGAAGAUAAAUGAUCAAAUUAAAGGGGCCACAUGUGACAUUUUAACAUCCGUGAAUGGACUUUAUUCUAUUUCUCAUAGAAUGUAACCGAUUAUUUUCUUUAACAAACAUUUUAAGAAGUGUUUCUGUAAAAAUGAUUAUUACUGUAAAGAUGAUGAAAGCCAGCCGGUUCAAACACUCCAAACCAGCGAAUUAGACGCCUUUUGUGUAAAGAGUGACGGAGGAAUCUACAUGAUGGCGUCAUUCUUUUAGGGAAGUGAUCCAUUACAUGUGGAUGUUAGACACGCUGCAGGUGGCACCUUUCCACAUCGAAUGUUUCCACCACAUCUUCAAGUGAUCUCAUUUUGAAUCACACGACAGCCUUUACUGUCAUUUAUUUUUUUUGUUAUUUCUUUCCCUCCAAACAAAAGAUGAUCUUUUUUUCUUCUUUUUAAACGUGGCCGACAUGUUUCCUCCUCCCCGUCGGGGGGGGGGGGCGGACCCUCUGCGGUGCAGCGCCGGUCUGCCGAGGCCUCCAUCCACACUCUUGUGUUCUUGCGUUUGUGCGACUUGAGGAAUCGCAGAAGAGCAGCGAGAAAACUCCGCUUCCGAUAUCCUAGUCUCUGUAAGCGGUGAACGGCUGGCAGUAUCAGGUACCAUUCCAUUUCAACACUGUAUAUUUAUAAUAAAAGUAAUCCGUUAACACCUGAA
Molecule: messenger RNA, 6915 nt
Organism: Pungitius pungitius (ninespine stickleback)
Lineage: Eukaryota; Metazoa; Chordata; Actinopteri; Perciformes; Gasterosteidae
Exons: 12
Coding region: 221-2905 (894 amino acids)
Biological process (GO): regulation of transcription by RNA polymerase II
Cellular component (GO): nucleus
Molecular function (GO): transcription cis-regulatory region binding
Source: RefSeq, a predicted model, not a curated record